AUGAGAACUUCGGGGUUACCGUCUUACACGGCGGCCACGACAAGAUUCGAACCAUGGAGUAUCGUCGCUCCGUAUGUGCCAGCUGCCAGCUACGCGUCCCUGUGUCUCACUUCGCGUACCCUACAUGCCCACUUUGCGCCUCGUCUAUGGAACGAUCCCCUGCGCAUGGUGCAGCUGCUACGGCUUGAUCGCAAUGAAGAACUCGGCUGGUAUCUUUGUCGUUUCAUUGGAGGGUCUGUCAAGGUUGCUAGAGAGUCGACCCGUGCUCUAGUAUUGGUCCUUGACUUUAGGAACUUUGCCACAUUCACGGCACACUUUCCAUCCCCGACUGUCGAAGAGGCCCUUGAGGACACCAUUCGUCGCCUUCCAGCCAUGUUCCCCCGGCUCCGGUGUCUCCUACUGGAUGGUCAUCCCGCCUUCGACCCUGGUUCGUUGACCAGGGCCGCAGCCGUAGCCAGGACCGCUAGGCAGCAGAAUCCAGACAUGCCAGCAUACAAGCCACUUCUUCUCAGCAUCGCGGGAUCCAAAAAUGAGUUGUCAGUUUCCUACUUUGCAUCGGAGUACACACGAAAUCUGGUCUACCUUGAUAUUUCACGAGUACCUGGCUCGCUGCGAACCCCAGUGGCCACCGGAACUUUUGGACCUCGUACCCUGCCAUGCUUGCGUGUACUCAAGGCUCGUGGCAGAGAGCUGGGUGAUACCGGAGUAAAGGCCCUAUGCACUGCAUUCGGUCGGCAGCUAUGGAGCCUUGAUGUCUCCUGCAACAAUAUCACCGAUGCGGGUCUUACCGCCAUAAUCGCCUGUUGUGUUCCCAACCUCUCACUCUGGUCUGACACGCGCUAUGAUGUUGAGGGGAAGGUUACAAUUCUGCACCUUUUAGAGGCCCAUGAAGCUAGGCCCUUCGUAACCAUCAAGGAGUCUGAUUUUAGCACCUCGUUUUGUCACCCAGAAAGGCAUUUCGCCGACUCUCCAGCUUACGAACUGUCUGAAAAUGCCGUCCAAAGACCAGAUGGACUGGCAACUCUACUGCGUGAUGGGCCAGAUGACUUGCUCCGCUUCAUUGCGGGAGGAGCCGGCGAAGAUGUCGCUCCUGAAAUGGUCGAGGAAGUCAUGGCGUCGAGACACUGCCGUGGUUUGGGCCUUACCCAUCUCGCCAUCAGAGAGAACCGUCUGACUCAGGCCGGAGUAGAAAGGAUGAUACAAAUUUGCAGAGGGAACCUUGAGUACCUUGAAUGUGAUAUGACUGUGAUGAGAACGCGCUUAAACUUGUUCUCGCCAUAUUAUCACGGCCAAUCCCGUAUCCACGGCCUCUUGGGCUCCUCAUGGCUUUUCCGACCUGUGAUAUCUUCCAGCCUGCGAAGCCUGUAUGUGCAUCAUUCAGCUGUCACGCAGGUGCCUACAAUUAUUAUGAUAGGUAACCAGGACUCGUCGCUGACAGACGCUUGGCUGGCCGAGAUGAUGAUUCUGCCCCGCGCAGAGCUCGCAUGGCCUGGCGGUGGCUUCGUACCUGAUAUGAACCCGAGAUUAACAUCUCUCACGUUGACUAACCUGCCCAGGCGCUCGGCUGGCCCCUUGGUUGAGAAGCUGAAGCAGUUCCUCAGACUUCUUUACGAGCAAGAGCAGACUAUUGGAAGCACACGUCGAGCACUCUUGAUGGAUCGUGCAUCAGCGAGGACUUCGGUUAUGCUAAAAGGCCUGAGACAUUUGAGGCUAGAGCUUGAUCAUUAUUCUGAUCAAAGUCCUGACGACGGUAAAGGCAUGACUGAUAAGCUGGAUGCCGCCACGGAUGUUUAUAUGGAUCAACCAUCCCAUGAGUUCUCUUUUUUUCAUACGUGGGGCCCAGAAACCACUCCAUCACGGCCUGGGGAAGAUCGAAUAGCAGUUGAUUAUCCUGCUCCUAAUGCUCCGGAAAGAACUCUCCCUAUCGCCCCCGCCACAGUAGACUCAGAAAAGACAGGCCAGGAGAUAGUGAACUUGUCAUUCUCUCACAACGACGCCUUCACGAUGAGUUGUCUGGCACCUUCCUCGACGCCCCAAGUUUCAGUAUGGAUCGGUCCAAAAUCAUUCUUCCAUGAGACUGGUAACGACGGUGAGCACGGCCACCAUCCGGCCAUCACCGAGUACGUACGGAACGUCAAAAGUAUGCCCUCGCUGCGCACCGACGUCGGGCCCGCAACGCCGCCGCAGGUCCGAGCCGGCGUUCCCCAUGGCGUCUGCCUGUUCCAGGCGGCAUGGGAGGCGAUUCUGCUUGCCGCACUCGAUUCAGCGCUCGCAGGCGUACAGGGCAGCGAUCGCAAUGGAAUGCAGAACCAGGCACUGGGAUUGCCGAGGCUGAGGAUGCCCACCAGCGGUGACUUUGACAACAUGGUGGACAUUGUUUCUGAGCUUAAGAGGUUCCGUGCCGCGGAGAGGGCGGAGGGGAGGCACUGGACUGGCUCGCUCGAGGUGGUACAUAUGCCUAGGGACGACGCGGCUAGAGACACAGGGUUCUGGCGCUGA
Molecule: messenger RNA, 2499 nt
Organism: Pyricularia pennisetigena
Lineage: Eukaryota; Fungi; Ascomycota; Sordariomycetes; Magnaporthales; Pyriculariaceae
Exons: 2
Coding region: 1-2499 (832 amino acids)
Molecular function (GO): protein binding
Source: RefSeq, a predicted model, not a curated record